Molecule: messenger RNA, 1539 nt
Organism: Prorocentrum cordatum
Lineage: Eukaryota; Dinophyceae; Prorocentrales; Prorocentraceae
Source: the annotation of a GenBank genome assembly
CUGCUGGCACGAGCCGAGAGGGGGCGCGCGGGGCGCGGGCGACGCCGCCGCGCGCGCGCCCACGCUGCCGCGGCCCAACCCUCGGGCGGCGUGGGGGGAGUGGCCGCCCUUCCUGGGGCGUCUCCUCCUCCCCGCAGCCUGGCUCCCGCACGCGCGCAGGGGGCCGCGCCGGCGAUGGGGCAGGCCUGCGCUCAGGGGCCAUUGGAGUCGGAGAGCGCGUUCUCGAAGGACGACGAGAGCGUCGCCAGCUCGGGCUCCUCCACCGCGUCGAGCGCAUCGGAUGGCCCUGGCACGUGCUGCGUUGCUGGCAGAGGGUCGCGGAGCCGGCCCGAGUCGGAUGGCAUCAAAGUGCAGCUGCCGCACACGAAGGGCAAGAGGAUCGAGCAGUUCAUCGACCUCCGCAGGGACGCGGGCCUCGGCCAGGGCGGCUGCGGCACCGUGUGCGAGGGCACGGACAAGGCCACGGGCGCCCGCUACGCCGUGAAGUGCGUCCCGAAGAGGCGGGGGCUGGACCUGGCGAUCCUGCAGCGGGAGAUACGCAUCAUGAAGCUGCUCGACCACCCGAACGUCGUGAAGCUGUUCGAGACGUACGAGGACAAGCUGUACUAUUACCUCGUCAUGGAGAGAUGCCAGGGCGGGGAACUCUUCGACAGGAUCGCCGCGGAGAAGCACUUUUCGGAGCCCGUGGCGGCGGGAGUGAUGCAGCAUGUGUUCCGGGGGGUGCUAUACAUCCAGGGCCAGCCCAUCGCCACCAGGGUCGGCACGCCCGCCUACGUGGCCCCGGAGAUGCUGCGGGCGCAGGGCAGCGGCCGCCCGCCCGGCUACGGGAGAGAGAGGGACAUCCUGGCGAAGGUCGCGAGGGCCGCGCUCACCUGGAAGGGCUUCGCGAAGGUGUCCGCGGACGCCAAGGACCUGAUCCAGGGCCUCCUCACGGUCGACAGGACGAAGCGCUACACCCUUGACCAGGCACUGAAGCACACGUGGGUCUCGAAUGCGGCGCCCAACGCCGCUCUCGUCGGACUGGCCGGAGUCGUCGACAACCUCAAGAAGUUCACCAGCGCCACCCGGAUGAAGAAGAUGGCGCUGCACCUGGUCGCGAGGCAGAUGGACGACAGGGACAUGGAGCACCUCCGAGACAUCUUCACCCAGUUCGACGCGAACAAGAAGGGCACCCUGACCAUCCUGGAGCUGCACGAGGGUUUGGCCAGGGCGGGCGUCACAGAUAACGGCAUGCUGCGCAAGUUGGCCAAGGCCCUCGAUUCCGACAACAGCGGGGCCAUCGACUACACGGAGUUCCUGGCCGCUGCCCUUGACGCCCGCGCCGCCUCGCAGGAAGCGGCCUGUCGCGCCGCCUUCCGCGUGUUCGAUAAGGACGACAGCGGCACGAUCUCCCUGGAGGAGCUCGCGGAGGCGCUGCAGUCCAGAGACGCGCGGCACCCCGUGAAGAUGAGGUCCGUCGAGGCCAUCAUGGCCGAGGUGGACACGAGCGGCGACGGGGAGAUCGACUUCGAGGAGUUCAUGGUGAUGAUGCGGGGGUGA